AUGGAGAGGGUACAAUAUCAGCUGGAACGCUCCGUUCCGCAGCUCCAGCUGCUCGACGAAAACAAUGUAUUCACCAAAGAACAGCUUCGUUCCAUCACCACACAACGACAAACCUUCGAGGGUCGCCUUCUAAGAAGGGGACCCGACAAGCAGGACUUCCUUCGCUAUGCUGACUUCGAACGAAACUUAGCAGAUCUCAUCAACGUUAAGGCGAACCGCAUCGGCCUUCCUCGUUCCUUCCACCGCGACAAUGCUGCCAUUCACACCGGCCACAUCAUCGCCAUUUACGAGCGUCUCGUGCUCAAGUUCAAGUAUGAUGUUGAUGCCUGGCAACAGUACAUUGCCUUUGCCAAAAGCAGAAAAAUGCCUGUCGUCACUGGCAGAGUUUACGCCCGCGCGCUCUCCCUACACCCCAACAACGUGUCCCUCUGGCUUGCGGCAGCUGCACACGAGCUCAACGACAAUGCUUCCACUACAGCAGCCCGUUCGCUUUUACAAAGGGCUCUUCGUCUCAACCGUCUGCCAUGGAAAAGUACUCCUUCCCACAGCGUCGCCUCCACCUCUAACACCAACAAGCGCACAAGCAAUGGCGAUCUCUCUGACUCGAACAAGCGCCCUCGUCACGACAGCCCUUCGACAACCUCUAACUCUGACGCCCACUCGUCCAGCCAAAGCGCGACCUCCGGACCUGCCGCCCUCAAGCUAUCCUCACGUGAAACAGAUCUUCUUCGUCUAUGGGUAGAGUACAUACGCAUGGAGCUCGUCUUCAUCGAACGUCUUCGCAGAAGGUGGCUUGUCCUCGGUCUCGAAUGGGACGACGAUCAAGCCACCAACGACGGCAAUCUCGGCACUUCCAACAACACUGCAGAGGCACAGCAGGCAGCGGUUGACCUCGAUGCAGCCAAAUCUGGCAUUGGCAUUGGCAUUGGCGUUGCGACGGACCACGAAGACGAUGAUGACCUGGAGCGUAUCCUACUUAGCCAGGUGCCGGAGAAAGACGACGAUGCCAGAGCUGAAGUCGUCGAAGCAACCAACACUGCCAAGCCAAAUACGUUUACAUCUCGUAAAAUGACCACCGUUCCGCCAACACAGAUCGCCGUCCUGCGAGGUAACAUUCCACUCUACCUUGUUGGCAGCGCUCUCGAAUCUUUGGCUCCACAUCUUCACUUUGUCUUUCUCUUGGCUCUUAUCGAGUUGCUCCAGACCUUCCCAUUUGCAGAACCUGUCAGUAUCGACGCUCGCAAAAGCGGUCAAGCUCUUCGCCGUCGUCUCCUUGAUGGAGUCUACCAACAUCUGUCUGAUCGCCAGCGUUGGGGAUGGGACUACUAUGCCCCAGCAGCUCUUGCAGCCUCCUUGCGAGCUUUCCGCCCAGAGACUCCCUUCUACGCUGACAAGUCAGAUCGCACGGCAGCCGAAGUCGCCAACGCUGAAGAAAUGGACUCACAUCGCCUUCUCACAUCAGCUAGUCACCUUCGAACCUCAUUCUCCCAUGAGACCGAUGGCUUGCUCGAGCUUGCAUCGCAGCUAAGAAGCACCUCGUCUUCGAGGGGGCAGAAAUCCUCUGUCUCAUCUUCAUCUUCGCCAGCAGUCCAUCUCGUUCUCCAGCUCUUGCAGUCGCUGCUGACAGAGACAAUCAAGAGCGGUAAGACAAGGGUCACCUCUGCCUACCAGAUCCUGGCGCAGUCUGGCGUUUUGCCGGCUGCCGUCAGCGAUGCUGUGACCAAGCUGCGUGCGCUUUGCCUCGAAGCUCCCAUCAACGUAACAAAACGCGCCGCACGAAGCGCAAAGGCAGAGUUCUAUACGACCACGACGCUUCUCAUCGAGAUGCUCAGCGAAGAUCAGCGCUCCGGCAUCGACGAGCCCAAUCUCCUGCGCUACCUCGACUCUGUGCAGACACAGUUGAUCAAGGAGGCUCAAGCUGCCGGUCCACACGUCGAGACAGCCCAAAUGCGUGCUGUCGUGCUGCGUAAGAAGGUUGAUGCUGCCAUCUCGUUCGACGACAAAAAGGAGCAAACUAAGAAGCUCACCAGACUCAGAGAUCAGCUCAACGAUGCUACAAGUAGUGCUCACUUCUCAACAAGCGAUGAGCUGUGGAGUCUGCGCAUCCUUGUUAUCUCUCAUAUUGCAAAGACAUCCGACAAGUCACUCGAACAGAGCCGGGAUACGAUUGCGGCAGAAUGGCAUAGAGGAUUGCAAGCUUGUUCCGAAGGUGAUGAUGCCGUAGCAUCGACCUCGUCAGCCGACUCUAGCCUGUGGUCGCGCUUCUUGGACUGGCUGGAUCACGGCGUAGUCGGGUCUGCCGCCCAAAGUCGCAAGGAGAUGAAGGCCGCAUUUCGAUACAGCUCCGAGCAGUAUCGAUGGGCCAUUCGAGAAACUGCAUCUCUACUUUCUCGGGGCACUACCAAGUCGGUGGCCGAUCUUGAAGCUGUCCAUCGAUAUCGUCAAGAAGUGCACGAUUUGUCGGUGCUUCGCUACGUCCGACUGAGCCAUCCGCUCGGCAAGCACGACAAUGCAGUUUCGUGGUUGCUUCAGUCUUGCUUCGCCUCGCACCAAGCCUGGCUCGACGUGAUCUCGGAGCUUCAAGCCGAUGAAGAAGCAGACGAGGAUGAGGCGCGGAAGGACGCACAGCUCGUGGAAAAGGUCUUCAACAAGCUGUUGCAGAUCAAGACCAGCAAUGUCCAAGUAUGGAUCAGCUAUCUGCGACAUUUGGCAGAAAGGGACACGUCAAAGGCGCUCACGACGCUCGAGACCUGCAAAAAUACAUUGGAAAAGAGCGAGUACAAGCUGGUCGAGAAAGAGUGGCAGAGGAUCUGUGAGGAGCUGCAAGGCCAAACCAAUGCCGCGACGGAGAACGGCGCUAAAGACGAAUCAAGCGAGGAUGACGACGAAAGUUAG
Ustilago hordei is the source of this 2895-nucleotide messenger RNA. RefSeq lists its product as uncharacterized. The record is from RefSeq and is a predicted model, not a curated record. NCBI's taxonomy places the organism in Eukaryota, Fungi, Basidiomycota, Ustilaginomycetes, Ustilaginales, Ustilaginaceae. Gene Ontology annotation, molecular function: protein binding; snoRNA binding. Gene Ontology annotation, cellular component: small-subunit processome; Pwp2p-containing subcomplex of 90S preribosome. The transcript has a single exon. The coding region runs from base 1 to 2895 and encodes 964 amino acids. Gene Ontology annotation, biological process: maturation of SSU-rRNA from tricistronic rRNA transcript (SSU-rRNA, 5.8S rRNA, LSU-rRNA).